Messenger RNA from Apus apus (common swift), 6034 nucleotides. RefSeq names its product protein tyrosine phosphatase receptor type C (gene PTPRC). The coding region runs from base 109 to 3768 and encodes 1219 amino acids. Lineage: Eukaryota; Metazoa; Chordata; Aves; Apodiformes; Apodidae. The transcript is spliced from 32 exons. Gene Ontology annotation, biological process: negative regulation of protein kinase activity; positive regulation of peptidyl-tyrosine phosphorylation; protein dephosphorylation. The record is from RefSeq and is a predicted model, not a curated record. Gene Ontology annotation, molecular function: protein tyrosine phosphatase activity; protein binding.
GGUUAGUUUGGGGUAACAGAGGAAGCAACUCCUUCACAGAUAAGCAGGCAGUGCAAUAGAGAGACACAUGCUGUUUCAUAAGGAUACGCCUGAUUUCCAGAAAUAACCAUGUUUUUGUGGCUUAAACUCUUAACAUUUGGUGUUGCAUUUCUGGGACAGGAUGCUUUGGUCACAGGAGAUGAAAACCUGGCAAAUGCCAGCUCUCCCUCCUCUGUGUCACCUCCACCUGCACACUCCACAUCACUCUCACCUCCAAGCACCACUGAAGGAGUUGUGUCAGCAAUGACUACACCUGGUGUCUCUCCUGCAGACAGCACAUACCUCUCCACGCACGCAGGCUCCACCCCUGCCAUGGGACUCAGCAACCCAGCACACAGCAGCACUGCUGCCCUCACCACACGCACUCCCAUUGCCUUCAAGAAUGCUUCAUCAGAUGAUUACAAUUCAACAUCCUUGCACAGCACCACCUCACCAUCCAGCACGCCAGCAAACACUGGGACCUUCCCCACUCACACAAUAGAAACUCCCACUGUGACAACUAAGGAACCUUGUGAUGAUAUUGACUACAGCAUAGAAAGUGUAACAGGCGAGCAUGACAUGGUUAAAGUUACCCUGAAAAAUCUCAGAAACAACAGACAGUAUGUUAUUUUGGAGACUAACGAGACCUUAAGUGUGAAUUCCAGCACAAUUCAGAUGCAGAGAUGCAUGAGAUACACACUUAAAAUUGAAAAAUGUGCAGACCAGUAUCUUACUAUUCCACCUGAAAGCAGCAAGAAUCCUUUUCAAGUUGACAAUGAAACCAACACAUCUGCAAAAAUAUGUUGGGAAAACUCAUUGGCCUGCGCUAAUGUGACUGUGAGCUGCAAAGGUUUUCCAGGCUUUACAGAAUUAAAUAAAAAUUGUAAAGAGCUGAACACUUUAUCCCCCAACCAUGACUACAUGUGCACUGGUACCGCACAUUUUUUUGAAGAGAAGGUUGUCAACCAAGACUUCAUUAUAGCAACAGAUUAUGGUGCUCCAGAAGCAGCAGAAAACUUAACAGUAGUGAGUGCUGCCAGACAUGUAUCAGUUAGCUGGAAGAACCCCAGUGACCUUUCAAAGGGCCCUAUACAUGGCUACAAAGUACAAUGCAAUAAGGGAGAGGCUAAUUAUAUCGAGAUGACCAACUUUAUUUGCUACAAAUUAGAACCUUAUACCCACGGCAGUGUGACUGUGACUCCAUAUACAAAGAGCAAAAAACCAGUAGUAAAUAAUGACAAAUAUAUGGGAGAACCUAGAACAAUCCCCUUUCUGACAAAAUCAGCAGAGCCACAGCCAGUGAUUGAUGUUGAAGCAACACUGACAUCUGAUAAUGCUGUCUGGAUUAAGUGCAAAAGUCAAAAAGUGUAUGGAAAUGAAACAGUAUUUGAAUUGUCUUGGGGAGAUGAUGAAAUAAGUGACCGCAAAGAAAAUGAUUGUGAUUUUAAAAAAGAAAAUCUCUUGUACUUGACAACCUAUACAUUUACGAUCUUAGUGGAUAAUGGAGAAUAUAAAGGGCAGCCAGUAAAGAGGAAUAUAAAAACCAGAUAUAAUUCUAAGGCACUGAUUAUAUUCUUGGUGUUCUUAAUAAUUUUGACAUCAGUUGCUUUACUACUGGUUCUUUACAAAAUCUAUGAUCUUCACAAAAAAAAGCUCAGCAGUUCUUCUGAAGGUGUGAACCUUGUUGAAGUUAAAGAUGAUGACAGACAGCUUCUGAACAUAGAGCCAAUACCUUCAGAGCAAUUGCUGGACACGUACAAGAGGAAGAUUGCUGAUGAAGGAAGACUUUUCUUGGAUGAAUUUCAGAGUAUUCCUAGAGUUUUCACCAAAUUUUCAAUAAAGGAGGCUAAAAAGAGCCAUAAUCAGAACAAAAAUCGUUACAUUGAUAUCCUUCCAUAUGAUCAUAACCGUGUUGAGCUCUCAGAGAUCCCAGGAGACCCAGGAUCAGACUAUAUCAAUGCAAGUUAUAUUGAUGGCUUCAAAGAACCAAGAAAAUAUAUUGCUGCACAAGGCCCAAAGGAUGAAACCACAGAUGAUUUCUGGAGAAUGAUCUGGGAACAGAAGGCAACAAUUAUUGUCAUGGUGACUCGUUGUGAGGAAGGAAAGAGGAACAAAUGUGCCCAGUACUGGCCAUCAAUGGAGAAUGGCUCUGCAACCUAUGGGGACAUCGUUGUGAAGAUCAAUGAAAGUAAAACGUGUCCAGACUAUGUCAUUCAGAAACUACACAUCACAAAUGGAAGAGAAAGGACAGCUGGAAGAGAUGUAACUCAUAUUCAGUUCACAAGCUGGCCAGACCAUGGAGUCCCUGAGGAUCCACAUCUCCUUCUCAAACUCCGACGCAGAGUUAAAGCUCUCAGCAACUUUUUUAGUGGCCCAAUAGUGGUUCAUUGCAGUGCCGGUGUUGGGCGCACUGGGACGUAUAUAGGGAUUGAUGCCAUGCUGGAGGGGCUGGAUGCAGAAGGCAGAGUGGAUGUUUAUGGCUAUGUUGUGAAGCUGCGUCGGCAGCGGUGCCUCAUGGUUCAAGUGGAGUCACAGUACAUCCUUAUCCAUCAAGCCCUGGUGGAAUACAAUCAGUAUGGAGAAACAGAGGUCAGUCUCUCAGAACUGCAUUCCUAUCUUAACAAUCUGAAAAGAAAAGAUCCUCCGAGUGAUCCUUCUCUGCUGGAGGCAGAGUUUCAGAGAUUACCUUCCUAUAAGGGAUGGCGGACACAGAACACUGGGAAUCGUGAGGAAAAUAAAAGCAAAAAUAGGAAUGCCAGUAUAAUUCCAUAUGACUUCAACCGAGUGCCCAUCAGACAGGAAGACGAAUGCAGUAAGGAGGGUGAACAUGAUUCAGAGGAUUCCUCAGAUGAGGACAGUGACCUUGAAGACUCAAGCAGAUACAUCAAUGCUUCCUUCAUAACAGGUUACUGGGGUCCAAAAGCUAUGAUUGCUACACAGGCUCCACUGCAGGAGACUGUCUCUGACUUCUGGCAAAUGGUUUUCCAAAGAAAAGUCAAAGUCAUUGUUAUGUUGACAGAGCUGAAAGAAGAAGAUCAGGAACUCUGUGCACAGUACUGGGGAGAAGAAAGACAAACAUAUGAUGGCAUAGAAGUUCAAAUGACAGAUGUCAACUGUUGUCCUAGCUAUACCACACGAGCAUUUGAUGUUACACAUCUGAAGACAAAAGAAACACAGAAAGUGUAUCAGUACCAGUAUCACAAGUGGAGUGGCUUCGACGUUCCAGAAAAUCCUAAAGAUUUAGUUAGCAUGAUUCUCAACCUUAAACAAAAAAUCCCAGCCAGAGCAGUCGCUGAGGACAACAGAAGUGCCCGCAGUGUCCCGCUCAUCGUCCACUGCCGUGAUGGAUCACAGCAGACUGGUGUAUUUUGUGCUUUAAUGACCCUAUUGGAAAGUGCAGAAACAGAAGAAGUAAUAGAUGUUUUCCAAGUAGUAAAAGCUCUUCGUCGCUCCAGGCUGGGAGUGGUCUCCACCUUUGAACAUUACCAAUUUCUGUAUGACACCAUUGCCAGUACCUACCCUGCACAGAAUGGACAAAUAAAGAAGAACAGCCAGCAGGAAGAUAAAGUUGAAUUUUGCAGUGAAGUAGAAAAAACAGAUCAGGAAACCGAUUUGAUCACUAUUGAUCUUAGCCCAUCAACACCAGAGGAAAAAGAGAUUUCUGAAGCUUGUGAUGAUUCUAAGUCUACAGAUGGCACUAAGGGAACAGAAAGCUCUACAAAUGGCCCCACAACUCCCAUUGUAACUUAGAGGCUGUCUUAAACAAAACAAAACAAAACAAAGUUGGUUUUUUUUAUCUGCAAAAUAAUCUUAAACAAUAUAAGAAGUAUAAAAUUUCUUCCUCUUCCUAUAGUUUUUUUGGAAAACAUUUACUGUUUAUCAUUUUUUCAAAGGUACAAAAUUAAAGGAAUACUUGAAACUUGUAGAGGGUGACAAAGAACUGUGAAAGGUAAACUUUUUUGUAGAUUUGCAUUUAAAACUUCUUCAGAAAACUUUUCACUAUUUUUGUACUUUUAAAAAGGUGUACAAUGUAAUGCUGUGCUGAGCAGUGGGAAGGAAAUUUUUUGACAUCUGUAAGAAAGAGAAAAGCAACUCAGAACAAGAUUAGUUCAUUGCAAAAACAGGUCUGUCUUCAAAACUAUCAGCAAGUCAAUAAACCUAAUUGAUAAGCAUAUAUUCUAGCAUUUCAGAAACGUUGACCAAGCACUGCUUUAAUGAUUGUCUGUGGAACUUAUGAGACACUGUCAAACAGUUUUAAGAGAUUGUAUUUUACAUCAUGUGGCAAUUCCAAGGAAAUCAGACUUACGGAGAACCUGGAAGUCCUCCCAUAUGGGUAUGGAUACAAUUUUUUGCAGUUUUCUAUCUUGCCUCGAGGUGUCCUUGUUGCCUCACAUACAGUAAUCUGAGAUACCAAUGCUAGACUCAAAGAGUUGGGAGAUUGGCAUUUGAAUGAUUGCAACGAUUCUGAUAGAGAACACGUUCUGUUUACUUUUAGAGCUUAAAAUACUGCAUGCUUGCACAUCUAUUUUUUUUUUUUUUAGGCUUACUGUUAUUUAAAGGAACUGCUUCCAUGAAUACAUCCAACCUGUUUUCAGAAUUGGAAAAUACCUAGAUGCUUUUCCUCCAAACUUUAUAGAUUUUAAUUGGUACAUUUAAUUUUUUUUUUUUUUAUUAUGAGGUUUUGUAUGUUACAGUUCUGAUAUUGGUAUUAUUACUUGCUGGAUUUUUGCCUGCUGUUUUUAGAACAAAUAAAAAAGAUAAUUAAGAGUCAACAAGGUGGGAAUUAUUUUGUCCUAUUGGACUCUACAAACUGAUAAUUUUAUUCUAAAUGCACAGGAUCUUGAGCUAUCCCAUACAUGGAUAAAAUGCACAAAUUUCUGUAGGAAAACACCAUUUAAUUCUUAUAAUACUCUGUGUGAACCCAGGUAAGUGUCAUGAUCCUCUCAUUACAGAGAACAGAAACUUCAUUUUUGUUUUUCUUCAAGUCAUUAGAGGAGCAGUCAGUCAAUAGAUUGAGUGCUCCUGGUUUAUCACUGCAUAUUCCUGAUCUCUCCUUACAAAGUAUAAUUGAACAUACUUAGCCAGGUAAACAACAGGCAUGGGCACAGUUGGUUAGAAUGUUAAUUUAAUUUUGCUGUUACUUUAGAGAAAAUAUUUUAUUGACAGUUAUCAGCUCAGACAAGUGCUUCCUGACAGUCUUGCUUGAGUAAGUGGCAACAAACAGUCAUAGAGGUAGUGGGAUUCUCCUUUCACUGUCAGCUGACCUGCCUUUUUCAGCUGAAGUUGUGGUAGGUAAUAGACUAACAAAGCUGAGGGAGAAAAAAACUCAUGAGACUAAAUAUGAAGAUAAUCUAGAAGAAUUGUAGACCCAGAGCUUGUUGGCUGUUUUUAGAGAAACAUGUCAAAAAGGUAAGUUUAGCACACCUUUGAAGAUUGAAAGGAUGAUGUGCUUUGGAUACAGAGUGCCUUACUGGUGCUCACUUCAUGACAGACAACAAUGAAUUUAUUUUUCUUCUAAGAUUUGGCCACUGUAAAGGCUCUCUAGCUCAUUCAGGUAAUAAAAUAAAAAGGUGAAUGCAGCUACCUAUUAUAAGAAUGUGGUGAGAGACUAGUCACACCUUUAGGAAUAACUAAAAAUGUUUCCCAAUUCCAAAAUUAGGCACAUAUUUUCAUUUUGUGUAAAUUUAAGGGUGCUCAUACUCUUCAAUUCCUUGAAAAAUGGUUUUGCAGGUUUUAAAGCUCCUGCAGCAUUUGUGCUGUAAAAAUUCUGGAGGAUUUUCUUCUGCUGAAAUUGUUUUCUAGAAUAUUUUCAAUGUUUUUUUUGACUGCAUACAUUAAAAAAAAACACGUUCUACACUUGAUUUGUGAAUGUAUUUUGAAGGAAGAGUCCUGAACUACGUUCAGUUUUUGCCUCAUACAUGUCUUCAUUAUUAGCCUAAUAGAGAAACAGACAUAUUAACAGUGCCCUCACAUGCCUAGUGUAAACCAUUUUGGAGUAAAAAGUUCCUUAUAGUUG